AUGAGAUCCUCUACAUGGCGCCAGGGCAGGCGAGGCCCAGAUUUCAGCCUCCAGUUGUAUUCGGUGUUGUUAUUCCUGGUGCAAAUCUCGAAUCAGCAACAUGACCCAGUCAGAAACUUUUGCCGCAGAUUUGGUCAUCAAACGGCUAUCAUCGACCGCAAGCUUUAUAUCGAUGGUGGCUUCAUCAACUGGAGCCCGAUGUCUCAGUACCCGGCCAAUAAAUCAAGUAAGUAUACGGCAAUGGGCCAGGUCGGUGCAAAACUCGAGGUCAAAACUACAGGAGCGGACCUGGCUGACAUGGGCACAUUAGACACUUGGCUACUAUACCAGGAUCUCGACUCUAGCAGCCCCAGUGGCAUGCCUCAACUGUAUGGUAACCUAUCAAAAAACGAAAGCAUACCCCAAGUCACUGGUGGAGUGCUUUGGGCAGAUGACGUGAACAAGCGUUUGUAUCUGUACGGCGGGGCCAUCAACGAUGCUUCGGAGCGACUGAACGCAUUCGAGCUGUGGUCAUAUGAUGUGAUAUACGACAAGUGGGACUCCUUUGGUCCCUCGAGAAUCGGCAUCCAGCGUCUAGCCUACGGUGCCGGUGUCGGGGUUUCUAGGACAGGGAAAGGGUAUUACUACGGCGGAUGGAUGUCCAAUGCAACCACUCCGGGUUGGAACGGCUUGCCUGCGGCAACCUCGUAUCUGGUGACAUACGAUUACGAUUCAAACAGCUGGAGCAAUGACACCGGCCCUGACGAUAUCCCGAGGGCAGAAGGCUCAAUGGUCUUCAUUCCUGCUGCCGACGGCGGCAUGCUGGUGUAUUUGGGGGGAAUAACAGACUUGUCUGGAAACGGUACGGCGAUUCAAGGGCAGUCCCUUGCCAAGAUAAUGCUCUUGGAUGUCAUCAACGCAAAGUGGUAUAUCCAGGAUGCCAGUGGUGACGUGCCUGACAUGCGCCGGCGGUUCUGUAUGGACGUCACCUGGACCGCCGACAGAUCAAGCUACAACAUCUAUCUCUACGGCGGAAUGGGUAUUGAGCCAGACAAACAAGCUGGCUUCGACGAUGUUUACGUCCUUUCCAUCCCCAGCUUCACAUGGAUCAAGCUCGAACCAAGGGAUCGCAACGGCACAGGCAGAUACCCCCAUCACACUUUGACCUGCAACAUGGUGCCGCCACGGAGCAAUGACGAGUACAGCGGAGCAGGAGGUGGUCAGAUGCUGGUUAUCGGUGGCACCUUUCCGCUGACACAAGAUUGCGACACACCGACUCAAUGGGGGACCCAUAACCUAGAUUUGGGGGCGCACGAUCCAUGGCAGAUAUAUAAGGCCCACGGUGUGUCUUAUGCGGUACCCAGCCGUGUAGUCUCAGUCAUCGGCGGCGACGCUACCGGCGGUGCCACGGCUUUGCGACCAAGCAAUGGAUGGAACAACCCGGACCUGGGCGUCGUGAUUACCCGGACCGGGCCGGUUUUGAGUGCGACGCGGUCGCCGACCCGAUCUAUUCCCACUUUGAUCAACCAACCGGAAGCAACAACAAUGAAUGCAGGACAAAUCGCCGGCAUCGCGAUAGGCACAGCGAUCGCGCUCGUUGUGGCCAUUGUCUCCGCUACAACCCUUAUUCUGUGUCUCCUACGCAAGAGAAAGCAGAAUCAACGUCAGCAACACCACGAUGCUCCAAUAAGCGAACAGCGCGGCAUCGAAAACAACCAUGGAGCCGAGUUGAGUUCGGAUGGGCAGAGGUUCGAGACAGACGCGGUAGACAAAACCGGAUGGGAGGCCGCCAUGCAGUUCACCGCAACACCGGGAGAAGGUUCAUCACCAGUGGAAUCGUCGAACCCGCCCUUAUCCCCUUUCCAGACACGACCCAGCAGUACACUGGCCCAAGAUCGAGCCUCCUCGACGAGCCCGGGGCUUGAUCCACCGCAGAUAGCGGAGUUGGAAGGCACCAUUGUCCCAAUAGAACUAGUUGCAGGUUCUGUGGUCAACUCUGACGCAGGGAAUUUAGAAGCUCCGAUAGACAGGGACGCAGAAACCGACCGACGUCAUAGCCCAGUACUAGGCGAUAGUCAAAACCCACAACGGCAGCCUUCCAUUCCGCCGGAAGACCACAGCCUACUGAGCCAGACGGAUAGCCACGGCAAUAGCGACGCGGUCUCGCCGCUCUCAGCACGCGGCCCUCCUCCACCAUUCGACCCGCAGGAGCGGGGCUGGAUACCACAGGUCAGUCGGUUGGAGAUGCCGCUCCUACCGAGCACAAAGAGUAACCUGCCGCGAGGGUCGUGGCGGGUCUUUUUAGACGAGCAUGAAGAGUUUAAUCACAGUCCUCGGUCGAUGGAGACUGUUGCAUCUGGCCCCGGGGCGAUGGAGACGCCAUCCACCCCCGACCCGGGGGCGCAGAGCCUCCAACUCCGCGAAAUAUCCACCUUGCCGGACCUUGACACACCGCCUGUCGAGGAGAGAAGAGCAGCCAGAUAA
Messenger RNA from Pyricularia pennisetigena, 2463 nucleotides. RefSeq lists its product as uncharacterized. The record is from RefSeq and is a predicted model, not a curated record. The coding region runs from base 1 to 2463 and encodes 820 amino acids. The transcript is spliced from 2 exons. NCBI's taxonomy places the organism in Eukaryota, Fungi, Ascomycota, Sordariomycetes, Magnaporthales, Pyriculariaceae. Gene Ontology annotation, molecular function: protein binding.